AUGGCUCGAGACAAGAAAUCAAAGAGACAACUCAUCCGCGACGAGAAGAAGGCCAAGAAGCGGCAGCGAGAGGUCGAGAAUGACGAGACAAAACAAGAGAGAAAGCGCCAGCGCGCCGAGGCGGCAGAGGCCGAUGGCGGCCACGGCGCUGCCGGCGACGACGAGGACUACAACGGUGUCGCGGAACACAUGCAACACCUCGGUGGCGGCGGUGGUCCAUCAGCAGAGCCAGAGCGUGAGUUCUUUGGCAUGCUGACCGACGAAGAGCAAGAAUACUUUCGCAGCGCCGACGAGAAGCUCGAGACCAACGACUUCGAAUCCGACGAGGACAGGGGAUACUUCCUCCAGAGCAUAUACACCGAGGCAGUAGGCAAGGAGCUGAAGCUCGCGAGCAGCCAGUCCUGCUCGAGGCUGAUGGAGAGGCUGAUACUGCUGAGCAAUACGAAGCAGAAGAAGCGCCUGUUCGAGGCCUUCGCUGAUCAUUUCGUCUCCCUGGUGACCCAUCGAUUCGCGAGUCACUGCUGUGAGAAAUUGUUCAUACAGUCUGCACCUGUGGUAACCAGGGAGCUGAGCGGCAAUAUUGAAGAGGAGGAACCCCAAGAGAACCAGGUCCAGGGCGAGGCCGAGGCCGAGGCCGAACAGACCGGGACGAAGGCAUCGAUGGAGAGUCUGUUCCUGUACACGCUGGACGAGCUCGAAGCUCACCUGUCCUACUUGCUGUCUGACAGAUUUGGGUCGCAUGCCCUCCGUGUACUACUUGUGGUCCUGUCCGGGCGACCGCUGGACCAGGUCUCGACCAAGUCCCUGCUGCAGAGCAAGAGAAAAGAGCACAUCUCCGUGCAGGGCGGACGGGCCGAGACGGAUGAGAUGACCGGGCAGACCAGGGUGGUGCCAGAGUCGUUCACUAUGGCAACCCAAAUGAUCCUAGAGAGCACGACUGCGGCUAUGGAUCCUACCGCCCUCCGAGUACUGGCGACGCACCCAACAGGCAACCCGGUGCUGCAGUUACUGGUGGACCUGGACAUAUCAUUGAACGGCAAAGACAAGGAGAAGAGGGACCGACUCCUUAUUCUGAAGCUCCUACCGGGCGCCCCCGAGAGCCUGAGCGAUAACUCGACGCCGGCCUCGGACUUUGUCAACUCGAUGAUAUAUGACCCAAUCGGAUCGAGGCUCCUGGAGACGAUCGUGACCCAUGCGCCGGCCAAGAUCUUCAAGGCCCUCAACGCGAAUUUCUUCAGCCCGAGGAUACAUACAUACCUGCGAAACGACAUAGCCUGCUACCCGGCGAUCAAGGCGCUGAACCGAAUGAGCAGGGACGACGUUGCCGAGUCUGCCCGGAAGAUGGUACAGGAAAUCCCAAAAGUCGUCGCGGCAAAACGGUACAACGUGUUGAAAGCACUCUUCGAGCGGUGCCAGGUGCGGCAAGCCGCCGAAGAGAUCGAGGCGUUGCUAGAGGCCGUGUGCACAGCGUAUGGCUCGCAGGACGGCCUCAACCUGAUCCCCAAGCUCUGCGGCCUGGACGACGAACCUGCCUCUAAAGACGACGACCAAGCAAAGAAGUUCCAGCCAUCACUACAAAGCGACAAGCAAAAGGCGGCCGCCGUGUCACACGGCUGCCAGCUAGCCUCGGCCCUCGUCAGCAUCCCCGGCUCACCAGCGAGAGCGGUGCAAAAGUCGAUACUGUCGCUCCCCACGGCCCAGCUGGUGCACCUUGCGACGUCGACGACGCCGUCCAUGAUCGUGGUUAAGACGGCGCUGUCGGCGCCGGCCGAAGUGCCCAACUUCCACAAGGCGCUCGUGACCAAGCUGACACCUAGCGUGAUGGACUUGGCACAGUCGCAGAUCGGGCACAACGUGGUCAACGCCGUGGUGGGGAUCCCGUCCAAGGCGGCCGGAGCGGAGGCACAGGCCGCGGUGGUGCCCUUCCACCUCAAGGAGAGGAUCAUGUCCACGCUCGGGGCGGGCGAGAAGGGCCUACGGGAGAGCUGGACGGGCAGGAGCGUGUGGCGGACAUGGAAAGGCGACCAGUGGAAGUUCAGGAGGAGCGACUGGGUGCGGUUCGUGAAGGAGGUCGACCCCGAGGUAAAGCCCGAGGAGAAGCUGUGGAACAGGGUGGCGGACAAGGAGAAGAAGGGCAAGGGCAAGAAGAACAGGGCGGGCAAGGACAGGUCGGCUGGCAAGGACGAGGAUGGAGAAUAG
Diaporthe batatas is the source of this 2199-nucleotide messenger RNA. Its product is annotated as RNA-binding RNA processing protein NOP9. Gene Ontology annotation, biological process: ribosomal small subunit export from nucleus; endonucleolytic cleavage in ITS1 to separate SSU-rRNA from 5.8S rRNA and LSU-rRNA from tricistronic rRNA transcript (SSU-rRNA, 5.8S rRNA, LSU-rRNA); endonucleolytic cleavage to generate mature 5'-end of SSU-rRNA from (SSU-rRNA, 5.8S rRNA, LSU-rRNA). Gene Ontology annotation, molecular function: RNA binding. Gene Ontology annotation, cellular component: 90S preribosome; nucleolus; preribosome, small subunit precursor. The transcript has a single exon. The coding region runs from base 1 to 2199 and encodes 732 amino acids. NCBI's taxonomy places the organism in Eukaryota, Fungi, Ascomycota, Sordariomycetes, Diaporthales, Diaporthaceae. The record is from RefSeq and is a predicted model, not a curated record.